This is a messenger RNA of Drosophila suzukii, 883 nucleotides long. The record is from RefSeq and is a predicted model, not a curated record. NCBI's taxonomy places the organism in Eukaryota, Metazoa, Arthropoda, Insecta, Diptera, Drosophilidae.
GGGACCAUGUGACAAAGGUGCCUUCGAGUAUGCGUAUGCCCAUGAUGUAUCCUGGCGGAAGUCCCAAUUUCGUGCACGACAUCAAGGUGGAGAACGGAUUUAUGGAUGUGGAUAGCCGGAGCAGCCAGUGUCCAUCAGUGGAGCACAAUUUCGCUUCACCUCGGUCCAACGGCAGUACAGUGGAUAGUUUUCCGCCGAUGCAAUUUGGACAGAGCAAUAAUCAUCUGUAUCUGCCGAAGACAUCAAACUUCUCAAUCAAUUUCGCAUCGCCUCGCUCCAACUGCAGUACAGUGGAUAGCAUUCCGCCAAUGCAAAUUUGGCAGAAUAAUAACACUCCAUAUCUGCCAGAGAUUUCGAGCUUUCCAAUCAACGGCUGUAGUCCAACGCAUUUCAGUGGUGGCUCCAUGAUUCCAACUAACAAUAACAAUAAUAAUAACAACUUGAUGAAUGAUUUCUUAAGUCAGAAAAUGAGUGCCAUAAGCUUACCGCCACAAGGAAAUCUGGAUACAGGAAUAUGUGCCCCAAACCACCUUCUGUCCGCUGAACCUCAGAUCUAUCAACACCUCUAUCAUUGUUUCAAACAAAAAACUCUUUCAGUUACUUCGCAGGGAGGACAUUUUUUAUCCUGGAUGGCCCAGAACGGCCACAACAACGCCAACAACUUUGGCGGACGGAAGGGAUCUAAUAACCCAAACAACCCAAACCGGGUGAACAAGACCGACAGCUCGGGCUGCAAUGACCAACAGAACGGCAACCUUUUACUCUACCUAGGUGAUUGAUUGCUCAUACAUAAUAUCGUAGACGCAAUACCUGGUUGUCAGCCCUGCUAUAAUGUAGCAAGGACUCAACCCACUCUAGCGAACCAAAUAAAGCUCUGUUAACU